Molecule: messenger RNA, 231 nt
Organism: Iphiclides podalirius (scarce swallowtail)
Lineage: Eukaryota; Metazoa; Arthropoda; Insecta; Lepidoptera; Papilionidae
Source: the annotation of a GenBank genome assembly
AUGCCACUCCCUCGUAAAGUGCCCGGAGUUAAUGUUAUGUUUACAAACAACCGUUUGGUUAUUUGUGGGAACAUUUGGACGCGGCCCGAGCUAGCCCACAUGAUCCUAUUUCCAAUCGACUCCGCUACGUCGGCGGCCGAUUUAGCGAAUGUCGUCAUAACAUCAAAGCUUGGAGUGACAUCAGUGCUGGGAACGGUCGAUUUAGAUUUCUUAAUUCUGCUCCUUCUGGCG